CGUUUGCAUCUAUCUUUUUUUCUAUCUUCAAGCUUCGCACUCAACACUACACAGACACAAAAUAGCAAUGGAGGAGCUUCAAAAACCUACCCAAAACACAAAUCUAGAACCUUUAAACUCCAACAAUGGCGAAACCUUUUACGAUGAUAUAGACAGUAACUGUUCCACUCCUUACGUGAGCGCUCCUUCGAGUCCAGGUCGCGGCGGACCACCUAUCUCCUCCGGUUACUUCUACAGUGCUCCGGCGAGUCCGUUACAUUUUUCUAUAACCGCUUCUUCCUCUUACCACCACCAAACUACUACAACCUCUUCUGUUCCUCUUAGUUACGAGUUUGAAUUCUCGGCCCGGUUCGGAUCCACCGGUUCAGCCGUUCCCGGUUCAAUGACCUCCGCGGAUGAGUUGUUCCUGAACGGUCAGAUCCGUCCCAUGAAGCUUUCUUCUCAUCUGGAACGUCCUCAGGUUCUUGCUCCUUUGCUGGAUCUGGAGGAAGAAGAUGAAGAAGAAAAUGAAGUUGUUCGUGGGAGAGAUCUGAGGCUGAGAGAUAAAUCUGUUAGGAGGAGAACCAGAUCUAUGUCGCCGUUGAGAAGUAACACGCAUUUGGAGUGGACAGAGAACGAGAACAACGAAGAGGACCAUCAUCAUCAUCAUGAUGAUAAUGAUAAUGAUGAUGAAGCUUGUGAGAUUGAAAACCAGAACAAUGAGAAUGGUGAAAUGGAGAAUGUUAAAGUUAAUGAGAUGGGUUUGGAGAGAAUAGAGAUAAUAACACCUCCAGAUUCAGCUUCAUCUUCUAGAUCUUCUUCAGCUGGAAGAAGCUCUAAGAGAUGGGUUUUCUUGAAGGAUUUUCUAAGAAGCAAAAGUGAAGGAAGAAGUAACAACAAGUUCUGGUCAACCAUUUCAUUUUCUCCUAUAAAAGACAAGAAAUCAAACUCUAGCAAUCCAAAUCUACAUCCCCAGAUUUCAAAGGAGAAAACUAAUGAAACACAUAGAAAUGGUUCAGGUUCAUCAAGUAAAGGAAGUUCAUCUUCUUCUACAUCUCAUAGCUGGGCUAAGAAAAUGACGGGAAAGCCCAUGAAUGGUGUUGGGAAGAGACGCGUUCCACCUUCUCCACAUGAGUUACACUAUAAAGCAAACAGAGCACAAGCUGAAGAGUUGAGGAGAAAGACGUUUUUGCCAUACAGACAAGGUUUGCUUGGUUGUUUGGGUUUUAGUUCUAAGGGUUAUGGGGCCAUGAAUGGCUUUGCUAGAGCCUUAAACCCUGUUUCCUCAAGGUGGGGGAUGUUACAGAAUCCGCGUGGUGUGGGGAGCCAAGUAGUUGGGUAAGGUCCCAUAGUAACAGCAAUAGCAUGGAAACAAACACCCAAUCAAUAUAUCACAAUUGAAAGAAAGAUGCUUGUGUUUUUGUUUGCAUCUUUAAAGUUCUCAAGUAUUUGUUGUAUAUAGAAGCAAAUUGCAUGAGAUAGUUGUCGGGAUCAUGGUAAUAAAAUUGAGUUUGCUGGGUCCAAACUUCUAAUAUUAUUGUGUUAUGAUGAUAGAGAUAUGUUUAGGUCUAGGAUAAACAUGUUGGCAAAUCUAUAAAGACAAAGAUGUGGACAUAAAGUAGAUUUAGAUUAUUAUGAUUAUUAUUAUAACUUAGAUUGGAGCUCAUGUAAAUCUUCAUCAUGAGAUGUCACAUUUUCUUUUUGGUUGCGUCUGAGUUACUAGCUAUUUUUUUCUUUUUAUAAUUAGUCUUUUCAGCCAUAUAUUUGCACGUUGCACCCUGAGAUUUUUUCUAACUUGGUACCCCACUCAUUACUUUCGUUAAAUGGUUUAUGUUGAUUAUUCUUUAGUUGUUACUGUAGUUGAAAGAAAAUUUGAAAAUGGAACUUAAUAAUAACUACGAAACAUGAGUCUGCAUCAAAGGCCCCAGCUUAUUUAAUAAGCUGGCCGGCGUUUGAAUUCGGAUAGCUGUUUCAUAAGUUGUGGCAAAUUUUAUAACAAAAAUACUUUGAUUGGCUUUUAAGCUUCAUAAAGAUAAGUGAUUAGUGAAGAAUGUUUAGUGGGAAACUAUUUUUUUUUUCUUUUUCUGGUUUGUUGUACUGGAAUAGUGCUUGUAGUACUAAAUAUAGGACAAUUCUAUUCCCU
Molecule: messenger RNA, 2122 nt
Organism: Vicia villosa (hairy vetch)
Lineage: Eukaryota; Viridiplantae; Streptophyta; Magnoliopsida; Fabales; Fabaceae
Exons: 2
Coding region: 68-1321 (417 amino acids)
Source: RefSeq, a predicted model, not a curated record